This is a messenger RNA of Penicillium bovifimosum, 2256 nucleotides long. RefSeq names its product Golgi transport complex subunit COG6 (gene cog6). The transcript has 2 exons. Gene Ontology annotation, biological process: intra-Golgi vesicle-mediated transport. The record is from RefSeq and is a predicted model, not a curated record. Bases 1 to 2256 code for a protein of 751 amino acids. Gene Ontology annotation, cellular component: COG complex. NCBI's taxonomy places the organism in Eukaryota, Fungi, Ascomycota, Eurotiomycetes, Eurotiales, Aspergillaceae.
AUGACCAGCUACUUUCCACCGAGUGGCAGCGCCGGCGAUGGUGCCAAUGGCCAAACCGUGUCAUCGCUAUCACCCCCGCCAACGCAGCGCUCGACCGCCCUCACCAACCGGCUGACAACCGUUCUAUCGGCAUCGUAUGCGGACUCGGACAUUCGCGAUUCCCUCGAGACUUUGAGCUUGAGAGGUAUUCAUAAUUCUGAAGAAACGCAUCGGCAGCUACGACUCGAUGUUCAAAAAGAAGUUGUUGAUUGCAAUGCGGAAAUUGUUAAAGACUUUGGAAAAGUGGCAGAGCAAUUGCAACGGAUUGGAACGGUGGUUUCAGCCCUGAAUCAAACGUGCGACGAUAUGCGCAAGCGAAUCAACCUGGCGAAGCAGGAUACCACGCCGGUGCUCGAGGAGGCUAGUGCGCUGAUGGCGCAAAAGAAGGAAACCGAGACCAAGCAGCAGCUGCUGGAGGCCUUUUCAAAACACUUCCUGGUUCCGGAGGAGGAUAUAUUGGUGUUAACGUCGGCCGAGGAGCCCGUUGACGAGCGGUUCUUUGACGUGCUAGCUCGCGUUAAGCAAGUGCACCACGAUUGCGAAGUCUUGCUCGGCGGUGAGAACCAGCGAUUGGGCCUAGAGGUGAUGGAACUGAGCACCCGAAGUCUUAAUUCGGCAUACCAGAAACUCUACCGGUGGAUUCAGAAGGAGUUCAGGUCUCUGAAUCUCGAAGACCCUCGCAUCAGCAGUUCAAUCCGCCGCGCUUUGCGAGUGCUGGCAGAACGCCCGAGUCUCUUCCACAACUGCUUAGACUUCUUUGCGGAAGCUCGGGACUAUGUCCUGUCUGAUGCUUUCCACUAUGCAUUGACUGAUGCUGUUUCUGGGUCAAAUGGGCCUAACGUGAGUGAUCGUACUGUUAAGCCGAUUGAGUUCUCGGCGCAUGAUCCCCUACGCUAUAUUGGUGACAUGCUUGCGUGGGUGCACUCUACAACGGUGUCGGAGCGAGAGGCCCUUGAAUCGCUGUUUGUGGAUGAAGGGGAUGAGCUCGCCCGGGGAAUACAGGCCGGCCUGAGUAGCGAGCCUUGGUCGCGCAUUGAUGAGGAACAAGAGGUCACCUUUGAUGGCCAAAAGGCACUUAGUGAUUUGGUCAACCGUGACCUUACAGGAGUGUCUCGAUCGCUACGACAAAGAAUCGAGCUCGUAAUUCAGAGCCAUGAAGAUCCUGUGACUUGCUUUAAGGUGGUGAACUUGCUGUCCUUCUACCGCACAACCUUCACAAAGCUAGUUGGCGCACAAUCUCAAUUGGUGGACUUGAUGCAGAACUUGGAGAAGUUCACGCUGGGCCACUUUGAGACUUUGAUGCGCGACCAAAUCAGCGCCUUGGCAGGCGACAAUGUUGCCCUAACGCCUCCCGAUGACCUCUCACCCCCACAAUUCUUGCUAGAUGCAUUGGAAACCCUGGACGUGCUCCUGAAGACACAUGAAGCGUCGGUCGGACCGGAAGAUGCAGACUUGGACGAGAACAACGAGAACUCGUUCACCUCUGUGCUCCGGGCCGCCUUCGAUCCAUUCUUGACACUAGCCCGGUCCUCAUCCGACGAACUCAAAGAUACAACGGCGCAGGUCAUCUACCGCACUAACAUACUCCUUGCAGCCCGUGAAGCUGUGUCACCUUUCCCCUUUGCCAGUUCCACGCACGUUCCUCCUCUAUCUGCAGCAUUAUCAAGCCUACGCAACGACCUCCUCGCUACCCAGCACCAAUUCCUGCUCGAGCAUUCUGGCCUCCAAACGCUCUUGGAUGCCCUGAAGCCUUUCUCCAAGACAAACAAGGACCCUGAGACCACCGGUGAUGAUAUUGAGAAGUCAGAUCAGCAAAAGCCACACCUGGACGACCUGAUCAAUCUCCCUGCAUUCCAACCAGAGGCCUUGAUUACAUCCAGCCAGCAGCUAGACGACUUCCUUCCAUCUGCACUGAUGGACGCAACUGACAAUCUCAAGCGUGUGCAAAGCGUCUCUCUUAUUCAAAGCGUGACCGAGGAUGCAGUCGAGGCAUUCUGCCGUGACUUCGAGUUCGUCGAAGGCAUGAUCAUUGCCGCCGAUGAGACGAGAGGGUCCAAUGCAGCCACUGGCACUGGGGACAGUGGCAGAUUGGAUGACAAGGCUAAUGCGGGCCAGGAGGAAGAUCAAGAAGAGGGAGAGGAUGAGGAGGAUGAACAAUGGAGUUUGAGAUCGUUGUUCCCCCGGACCACAGGGGAGAUCCGGGUGUUGUUGAGUUGA